Lynx canadensis (Canada lynx) is the source of this 2445-nucleotide messenger RNA. RefSeq names its product phospholipase A2 group IVD (gene PLA2G4D). Gene Ontology annotation, molecular function: calcium ion binding; calcium-dependent phospholipid binding. Gene Ontology annotation, biological process: glycerophospholipid catabolic process. Gene Ontology annotation, cellular component: cytosol. The transcript has 20 exons. Bases 1 to 2445 code for a protein of 814 amino acids. NCBI's taxonomy places the organism in Eukaryota, Metazoa, Chordata, Mammalia, Carnivora, Felidae. The record is from RefSeq and is a predicted model, not a curated record.
AUGGAAAGACUGACAACUAGGGGACCACCUGGCCAUCCUCACCAGGUGGAGGCCUCUGCUUGCUGGCGGCUUACUGUGAAGGUCCUGGAGGCCAGGAACCUGGGCUGGGCUGACCUGUUGAGUGAGGCAGACCCCUACGUGACCCUACAGCUGCCCACUGCACCUGGGACAAAGUUUAAAACCAAAACAAUCACCAACUCCAGGCAUCCUGUAUGGAAUGAGACCUUCAGUUUCCUGAUCCAGAGUCGGGUCAAGAAUAUUCUGGAGCUAAACGUCUAUGAUGAGGACCCAGUCACGGAGGAUGAUGCCUGCUUCAAGAUUCUCUAUGACGUCUCAGAGGUCCUCCCUGGCCAGCUGCUCCAGAAGACCUUCUCCCUGCGUCCCCAGGGACAGGAGGAGCUGGAUGUGGAGUUCCUGAUGGAAAAAACGUCAGAACGCCCAGAAAACCUCAUCACCAACAACGUCCUUGUGGCCCGAGAGCUGUCAUGCCUGGAUGUCCAUCUGGUCAGCAUUGGGAGCACAGCCACGGUCACAGAUCAGGAUGAGCUGGAGUUGGUGCUGAAGGGCUCAUAUGAAGACACACAGACCUCUGCACUAGGCACAGCAUCCUUCCGCUUCCAUUACAUGGCAGCCCAAGAGGCAGAACUGAGUGGGCAUCUGAAGAGGUUGGAAAGGAAUGCCUGGACUUCAGACAAGUCAGCUGAGCACCUCACUGUGCCUCUAAGGUCCUUGGCCAUGGGAAAGGAGGUGACCAUUAACGUUCCUGCUACAAACGCCCCAGAAGUGAGGCUGCAGCUCAAGACUGAGGGCUGCCCUAAGGAGCUGGCUAUGCACCUGGGCUUUGAUCUGUGUGCAGAGGAGAAAGCUUUCCUGAGCAGGAGGAAGCAGGUGGUGGCCAAGGCUCUCAAGCAGGUCUUGCAGCUGGACAGAGACCUACAGGAGGAUGAGGUCCCUGUUGUGGGCAUAAUGGCCACAGGAGGAGGUGCCCGGGCCAUGACGUCUCUCUACGGCCACCUGUUGGCCCUACAGAAGCUGGGCCUCCUGGACUGUGUGACCUACUUCAGUGGCAUCUCAGGCUCUACAUGGACAAUGGCCCACCUCUAUGGGGACCCGGAGUGGUCACGGGGGGACCUCGAAGGGCCCAUCAAAUGUGCUAGAGAGCACCUGGCCAAGAGCAAACUGGAGGCCUUCUCCCCAGAGCGCCUAGCAAGCUACUGCCGGGAGCUGGAGCUGCGGGCUAAGCAGGGCCACCCCAAGACCUUUGUGGACCUGUGGGCUCUCGUGCUGGAGUCCAUGCUGCAUGGCCAGGUGAUGGAUCAGAAGCUGUCGGAACAGAGAGCUGCACUGGAGCGGGGCCAGAACCCUCUGCCCCUCUACUUGAGCCUCAAUGUCAAAGAGAACCAUCUGGAGACCCUGGACUUCAAGGAGUGGGUAGAGUUUUCACCCUAUGAGGUGGGGUUCCUGAAGUAUGGAGCCUUUGUCCCUUCUGAUCUCUUUGGCUCUGAGUUCUUCAUGGGGCGGCUGAUGAGGAAGCUCCCUGAGUCCCGGAUCUGCUUUCUGGAAGGUAUCUGGAGCAACGUUUUGUCCCUGAACUUGCUGGAUGCCUGGUAUGACCUCAUCAGCUCUGAUGACACCUGGAAGCAGCAUGUCAAGGACAAAAUUAAGAACCUGGAGGAGUCUCCUGCCUCCGUGAGGACCUCCUCGUGGCUGGAGGCCUCCUGGCUGCAACCCGGAACAAUGCUGGCCAAGGCAUUUAAGGGCUUCCUGACAGGCAGGCCACUCCACCAGCAUAGCCUCAACUUCCUUCGGGGCCUCCAGCUGCACCAGGACUACUAUAGCCAGAGAGACUUCUCCACCUGGGCAGACUGUGAGCUAGACUCCACCCCUGGUCAGCUUACGCCUCAGGAGCCACAGCUCUGCCUGGUAGAUGGCGGCUACUUCCUCAACACCAGCUGUCCCUCCAUGUUCCGGCCAGGCCGCAGACUGGACCUCAUACUCUCCUUCGACUACUCCCUAUCCUCACCCUUUAAGACGCUGCAGCAGACUGAGCUGUACUGCCGGGCCCGGGGAUUGCCAUUCCCUCGAGUGGACCCCAACCCUCAGGACCAACACCAGCCAACAGAGUGCCACCUCUUCUCGGACCCCACUCACCCUGAUACCCCUGUCCUGCUGCACUUCCCACUGGUCAAUGCCUCCUUCAAGGACCACUCAGCCCCUGGUGUCCUACGCAGCCCCACAGAGCUCCCAGCUGGCCAGGUGGAUCUCACUGGGACCGCCUCACCCUAUUCCCUAUUCAACAUGACCUACAAGGAGGAAGAUUUUGAUCGCCUGCUGCAGCUUAGUGACUACAAUGUACGGAACAGCCAGGAUGCCAUUCUGCAGGCCUUGAGGAUGGCCAUGAAACACCGGGCCCUGGGGGCCAGGCCUCCAACAGCACAGAAUUGA